Messenger RNA from Eufriesea mexicana, 965 nucleotides. RefSeq names its product Proteasome beta2 subunit (gene Prosbeta2). The record is from RefSeq and is a predicted model, not a curated record. The coding region runs from base 47 to 880 and encodes 277 amino acids. The transcript has 4 exons. Gene Ontology annotation, cellular component: proteasome core complex; cytoplasm. Lineage: Eukaryota; Metazoa; Arthropoda; Insecta; Hymenoptera; Apidae. Gene Ontology annotation, molecular function: threonine-type endopeptidase activity.
UGCUUUUCAUUAGUGUGUUCGUUUUGAUGGAGUUAGAAGUCUAAUCAUGUCUUCGAUACUGAUACCUGAAAUUCCUGCGCCUGGAUUUUCUUUCGAUCUUUGUAAACGAAACAAUUUUCUGGUACAAAAAGGAUUUCAAGCACCUAAAGCUGUUAAAACAGGGACAACAAUUGCUGGAAUUGUAUAUAAAGAUGGAAUUGUACUUGGUGGUGAUACAAGAUCGACAGAAAAUACUAUAGUUGCUGACAAAAAUUGCAGUAAGAUUCAUUAUCUUGCUGAAAAUAUAUAUUGUUGUGGAGCUGGAACUGCUGCUGAUACUGAAAUGACAACUCAGAUGAUAUCUAGUCAGCUGGAAUUACAUCGUUUAAAUACUAAUCGCCUGGUACCAGUUUGUACUGCAAAUGCUAUGAUCAAGCAAUUAUUGUUCCGUUAUCAAGGUCAUAUUGGAGCUGCUUUAAUAUUAGGUGGUGUUGAUUUAGAUGGUCCACAUUUAUUCAGUAUCUAUCCUCAUGGAUCUUCAGAUAAUUACAUGUAUACCAGUAUGGGUACAGGAUCAUUAGCUGCAAUGGCUUUAUUUGAAAGUAGAUGGAAAGCUAAUAUGACAGAAGAGGAAGCUAAGUUAUUAGUGGCAGAUGCCAUACGCGCUGGUGUAUUCAAUGAUUUGGCUUCUGGUUCUAAUGUAGAUUUAUGUGUCAUACGUAAGGGUUCUGUUGAUUAUUUGCGUCCUUAUGAUGUUGCUAAUGUUAAAGGGCAGCGUAAUGUAUCGUACCGAUAUAAACGUGGUACUACCGCUGUACUUAAUAAAACGAUUCAUCCUAUAAUCGUUGAAGGGGAAACUGUACGUCAAAUCAGAGCAGAGCCAAUGGAUACUUCAUCUUAAAAUAUAUAUUAAACAGUUCUAAAUUGAUUAACUUGGAUGUAUAUGUGAAUUUUUAAUAAAUAAAGCCUUAAUAAUAAUACUUAAA